AUGGAGGGCUUGGAAGAAUGGAACACGACACAUUACAGUGGCAAGGAAGGUUCAAAUGAGCUCUUGUUCCCUAAGCUUGAGGAGUUGAGGAUAGAGCAAUGUGGCAAGCUGAGGAUAAAACCGUGUCUGCCUGGGGAGAGCGCUAAGUAUUUGUGCAUGCGAGGUUGUGAUACUAUGCUAUCAUCAUGGGGGGAGCGCUCGUCACACUGCAGUACUUCCUCCUCUUCUCCGUUAACUGAGCUGGAAGUUGCUGAAAGCAAGGUGCCCAUGCAUCAGUGGAGGUUGCUUCACCACCUCCCUGCCCUUCGUAAAUUAACUAUCACUGAUUGCAGUGAUCUGACCACCUCACCUGAGAUCAUCCACAGCCUCUCUUCCCUUAGAGCGUUGUGCUUUGUAUUAUUGUCGCAGGCAGGACUGCCGAGAGGGUUGGUUGAACUGACAUCUCUGCAGGAACUAACUCUGUAUCGGUGUGCAACCAUAUCAGUAGUACCAGAGUGGUUAGGGGAAUUAACCUCUCUCAAGCGUUUUGUGAUAGGGCGCUGCCAGGGGAUCAGGUCUUUGCCUGACAGCAUACAAGCGACGAAGCUUGAAUAUUUACAAAUUGACGACGAAUGCCCUACAUUGGUGAAGUGGUGUAAAUCAGAGAAGAACAAGAUGAAGCUCGCUCACAUCAAAAAAGUGGUCUUCAAUUUGGGAGAAAGGUCGGAUGACUAA
Triticum turgidum subsp. durum (durum wheat) is the source of this 714-nucleotide messenger RNA. The record is from the annotation of a GenBank genome assembly. NCBI's taxonomy places the organism in Eukaryota, Viridiplantae, Streptophyta, Magnoliopsida, Poales, Poaceae.